Messenger RNA from Closterium sp. NIES-65, 1401 nucleotides. NCBI's taxonomy places the organism in Eukaryota, Viridiplantae, Streptophyta, Zygnematophyceae, Desmidiales, Closteriaceae. The record is from the annotation of a GenBank genome assembly.
AUGCAUGCAUGCCACUUUCUCCAGGAGUUUAAGAUGCAUGGGCUGCCGGUUGUUACAUUUCUUCCUGCUCGUUCUACCCCUUCCUCCUCGUGCUCAGAUGCUUGCCUCUGUUGCUUGCUUCUCUUGCUUGCCUCUCUUGCUCAGAUGGUGGUGGUGGGGGAUGACUGUGCGCUGCCGCCGCCUCGUGGGAUUGCUGGGAGAAGAGGCCUCGCUGGGACGGUCUUUGUUCACAAGGUGGCAGGGGCAGCUGCAGAGGAGGGCAAGUCACUGGCCGACGUGGCAGCAGAGGCUCGCCAGGUGGCAGGCCUGGUGGGCACCAUGGGGGUGGGCCUCUCUGUGUGCACUGUGCCGGGCGGCUUCCCUUCUGAUCGACUCCCUGCCUCCAAAAUGGAACUGGGGUUGGGCAUUCACGGGGAGCCAGGAGCAGCAGUGGUGGACAUGCAGCCGGUUGAUGUCGUCGUUUCUCACAUGCUCAAAACCAUCAACAACCCCGACACGGGCUACAUGCCUCUCAAGCUCGGCAGCAGAGUAGCUCUCAUGGUGAACAGCCUGGGCGCAACACCAGCCAUGGAGGUCAUGAUUGCGGCCGGCAAGGCUGUAGCGCAACUACAGGUGGAGCAUGGGCUGGCAGUGGAGCGAGUGUAUGCAGGCCAUUUCAUGACUUCCCUCGACAUGUCAGGCCUCUCCCUCUCAGUGCUCAAGGUGGACGAUCAAGUGCUGCAGCGACUAGACGCCCCCACCCUCGCCCCUGCAUGGCCCAACGCCUGCCAAGGUGCCCGUCCAGCUACCAAGGUGCCAGUGCCACUCCCCCCAGCCCCACCAGGCUCUCAACCUGCAUCAGCAUGUGAGCGCCCCAAGGAGUUGACAGAGGAGGGGCGGUGCUUGGAGCGGUGCAUCCGAGGGGGCGCCCAGGCCGUGCUGGCUCUGGCAGCAGACCUGAAUGCAUGGGAUGCCAAGAUUGGCGAUGGGGACUGCGGCAGCACGAUGAGCCGUGGGGCCAAGGCAGUUCUUGAAGCUCUCGCCUCAAGAUACCCCCUAAAUGAUGCACCAGCGACAAUUAGGGAGAUGGGCGCGAGUGUGCGGUGCUCCAUGGGAGGGACGAGUGGAGUGAUAUACGACAUCUUCUGUCGCUCUGCAUACGUGAAGCUGAGGGAGCUCGCAGGGUCAGCAGCACAGCCCACCCCUGCCCACUGGGCGGCUGCAUUUGAGGCGGCGGUGGCAGCGGUGAGUCUGUACGGCGGUGCUCAAGCGGGCUACCGCACCAUGCUGGAUGCUCUGCUGCCCGCCGCUGCCUCUCUCUCUCGCAGCAUCACAGCAGGGGAGUCAGCAGCGGCCGCGCUGGCUGCUGCUGCUCAGGCUGCUGCUGCCGGAGCCGAAUCAACCAAGUCAAUGCCAGCUCUG